CACGUGUCCCGGAGGCGGGGCCGGUCAGUGUCCCGAGCGGUGAGUCCCGGAGUCCCGGCUGCUGGUCGCGAUGGAGCUGCCGGCCGUGAGCCUCAAGACGAUUCUCCUGGUUCACUGGCUGCUGACAAUCUGGGGCUGCAUUGUGUUCCAGGGCGCCUACGCCUGGGCCAACUUCACCAUCUUGGCCUUGGGCGUGUGGGCCACGGCGCAGCGGGAUUCUGUAGAUGCCAUAAGCAUGUUUCUGGGUGGCCUGGCGACCACCAUCUUCCUGGACAUCGUCCACAUCAGCAUCUUCUACCCUCAGAGCAGCCUCACGGACACAGGCCGCUUCAGCGCAGGCAUGGCCAUCCUCAGCCUCCUCCUGAAGCCCUUCUCUUGCUGCCUCGUCUACCACAUGUACCGGGAGCGUGGGGGCGAGCUCCCUCUGCACACCGGUUUCCUUGGGGCUUCACAGGAGCACAGUGCCUACCAGAGGAUUGACUCUCCAGAGGUUCCUGCAGACCCGUUUGCAGGCCAGGAGGGCAAAGGUCAUGGCCCCCAGAGCUACUAGUGCCGACUUCACCAGAGUCCAGCACCCAGGCGUCAGACAGACUGUGGAGAAGUCAGACUCCAUCCACGUGCCUUUCUUUGUGCCUUGGACAUCAUUCUGGGGGUGUUCUGGCCACCAGUGUGUCCACUCUCCUUCACCUCAGGGUUUGCCAGAAGCAGGUCUCAGGCACACUCCUGUCCCCAGCUCCCCAAGGCCUGCCAGGGCCAUGCUGGCUCUUAGAUGGGGACCUGGCUCCCUCUCCUCACCUCCAGCCUUCUGCUGCUCUGCACAGGUCCUGCCUGAGCUGGGCCGGUGAGGCCCCUGAGAAUCAGUGAGAUCUCUCACCCAGGCCUCCCACGGAGACAUUCCAGGAGCUUUGCGUCCUGCUCCCCCAGGAAAGAGGCCUACAGGUUUCUCACUGACCUCAAAGUGGGUGUCUGGGAACCCCGGAGCCAGAGGCAGGCAGCAUGUGCAGCCCCUGGGGCCCUCCUGACAGCCUUGGCAUUAAAGCUGGGGGAUUUCUCAACA
Molecule: messenger RNA, 1057 nt
Organism: Erinaceus europaeus (western European hedgehog)
Lineage: Eukaryota; Metazoa; Chordata; Mammalia; Eulipotyphla; Erinaceidae
Gene: AGTRAP
Product: angiotensin II receptor associated protein
Exons: 5
Coding region: 71-550 (159 amino acids)
Biological process (GO): regulation of blood pressure; angiotensin-activated signaling pathway
Cellular component (GO): plasma membrane
Source: RefSeq, a predicted model, not a curated record